Blepharisma stoltei is the source of this 354-nucleotide messenger RNA. NCBI's taxonomy places the organism in Eukaryota, Ciliophora, Heterotrichea, Heterotrichida, Blepharismidae. The record is from the annotation of a GenBank genome assembly.
AUGGGAUGCUGCCAUGCAUCAACAGUAGAAAGCGACCUUUCUUUAAGCAAUCCUCCAUCCAGCAGAAACCAAAAAGAGCCACUAGGUGAUGGAUUUGAUAACCAAUUCGAAGAAGACACACUGACAAAUAAAGUUGCAGAAAGCGAAAUUUUUAAGUUAGCUGAUUCAGUCGUUAAUAAAAAUUCUCUUCCAGUCUUGCCAACACCAACCUUUGGAAGCCAAAAUCAAAAACCGUUUAAGUUUGAAGAAAAAGAAUCAAUUGAAGGCCUUCCUUUGCCUGAUACAUCAAGUGAUCCGAGUCUAAAAUCCUGGCCUCAUGAUGUGCAUUUUACGAGCAAUUCAAAAGACUAUUAA